Messenger RNA from Coregonus clupeaformis (lake whitefish), 1880 nucleotides. RefSeq names its product transmembrane protein 121-like. NCBI's taxonomy places the organism in Eukaryota, Metazoa, Chordata, Actinopteri, Salmoniformes, Salmonidae. The transcript has 4 exons. The coding region runs from base 135 to 1139 and encodes 334 amino acids. The record is from RefSeq and is a predicted model, not a curated record.
CCCUCCCCCCGUGAAAACCCCAGCCAUGGAGUGGAGAAUUACAGUCUACUGUAACAGUCCCGUCUAACUUGCCUUUAUUUAGCUGAGGACCACACUACACCCUCCCCAACAGACCUCCUCCUGCCUCAGUCAGGAUGGUGCCCCCCCCUCCCACCAACCAGCCCCCUGUCUGCCUGUCCACCCUGCUGAUUAUGAGCAGUAUGGCCCUGAUCGAUGCCUAUCUGGUGGAACAGAACCACGGGCCCAGGAAGAUCGGUAUCUGUAUCAUGGUGAUGGUAGGUGACCUCUGCUUCCUCAUCGUGUUGCGGUACGUGGCGCUCUGGGUUGGGGCCGAGGUGCGAACCGCCAAGCGAGGCUACGCCAUGAUACUCUGGUUCCUCUAUAUCUUUGUCCUGGAGAUCAAGGUGUACUUUGUGUACCAGAACUACAAGGCUGACAGAAGGUCUCUGGAUGCUCUGGCCCGUAAGGCCCUGACCGUCCUCCUCUCGGUCUGUGUCCCAGUGCUGUUUAUAGGUCUAGUGGCAGUAGACCACAUGGAGUACGUACGGCCGUCCAAGAAGAAAGAGGAGCUCCGUAACAGAUUGUUCUGGGUGGUGGUGGACCUGCUAGAUAUCCUGGAUAUUCAGGCUAAUCUCUGGGAACCCCUGAAGAAAGGUCUCCCUCUCUGGGCUGAAGGACUGAUGUUCUUCUACUGUUACAUCCUGUUGCUAGUCCUUCCCUGUGUGUCUCUUAGUGAGAUCUCCAUGCAGGGCAUCAAUAUAGUCCCACACAAGAUGAUGCUAUAUCCCAUCCUCAGCCUGGUAACCAUUAAUAUUCUAACCCUAUUGAUCAGAGGCUGUAACCUGCUGCUGUACAGGGAUGCCCGGGUCAGUGGGAUCCUGAUAGGGAAGAAUGUGUUAGCCAUCAUACUAAAGACCUGUAGCUUUGUCCAGUACAGGAGGCAGUUACAGAACACUCCUCCUGCGUUCGGGUUGGAACUACAGACGAACUCUGUACCACAUCACCAUGGUAACCAUGGUCUUGGACGACCUGUUUCUAUAGUGAUGACCCCUCACCCGCAGGUGGUCCUCCCGGACCAGACAGCUCUGCCCCUCCCUCUGCCAGAGGUCACAACUACAUGUCAACAUACAGGACUCUGAGACCAGGAUCAUACCACGUAUGUAUGACCCUCAGGAUAUUAUACACAGGACACACAGGAACAUAUGACCAGAAUCUACAUGGAUGUACCAAUAUAAUGUAUGACCGUCAGGACUCUACAGGGCAAUGGUCAACAUCAUGUGAACAACCUUGUAUGGAUAUUAUCAAUGAUCAAAGGGACACAGGGGAUCCUUAUGCAGUAUAAAGCAGAGACAUGGAGAAUGUUUAUGAAGAACCUUGAUAGAAAGGAGAUUAUAAAACCAAUCUGAAUGUUUUUUAUCAUUGGAACACAGUGGACUCUUCUUAAGGAGAAUAUAGUGACAUGGACAACACCUUCUGGUGUAAAGAACAGUCUCUCUAGACUCUGUUAAUUAAAUACUUUCCCUUGUGGAUUCAAAUAACAUAAUCUCUAGAAUAUGUUAAUUAAAUACUUUCCGCUGUGGAUUCAAAUAACAGUAUCUCUACUCUGUUAAAGACAGCACCUUCUGGUGUAAAUAACAGUUUCUCUACUCUGUUAAAGACAACACCUUCUGGUGUAAAUAACAGUUUCUCUACUCUGUUAAAGACAGCACCUUCUGGUGUAAAUAACAGUUUCUCUACUCUGUUAAAGACAGCACCUUCUGGUGUAAAUAACAGUUUCUCUACUCUGUUAAAGACAGCACCUUCUGGUGUAAAGAACAGUUUCUCUACUCUGUUAAAGACAGCACCUUCUGGUGUAAAGAACAGUUUCUCUACUCUGUUAA